UGAGAGGUGGAGGAGGAUCGGGAAGAAACGAAAAGAAGGGAAAGGGGUAGAAGGGGGGAAAGAAACUUUUCUUCUUCUUCCUCCUUCACUCACGGGAUCCCUUUGAAACUAUUUUCAUCAUAAUUUCCUCAUACGAUAACGAAAUCACAUGAGGUCGGAAGCUAUAGUUUCGUAGCGAGGCCGUCUUCAAUGUUACCAUACCCACCCUUUGAAAACCAUUGUAUAAAGAAAACGAGGUCCAAACAUAUUGACGUGUUCCGGCGACUUUUCUCUGAUUUCGGGCAAUCCCGCUGGAAUCUGGCUCGACCCAAGUGAAAAUAAUGAUUCUCCCCUCGUGGGGUCUCCUCUAGCGCAAUUGGGUUAAAUUGCCCUUGACCAAAAAAAUGAUGGUCCGUUGGUGCCAAAUUGGGCAGGCAAUUGGUGGGCUCCAAGAAGCUCGUUGAACUUCCUUUGUAGCCCGUUGGCAAUAAGUAACGACGGGCCUGACGUCAAGUAACAGAAGGCUGACCUUAACCCCAUGCACCAAAGUGAACCAAAAUGCUCCAAUUUGGGCGCCCCACAGCUGUUGGAUUUGCAACAGUUUGUUGAUCCGGACCAUUACAUUUCAAACGAUAAAAGAAAUUUAAAAGAUGAUGUUGUGCCACGUGGCAUUUUGUGGCGUAUUUGAUAUUAAAAUUUUGAAAAAUUCAACGGUCAGGAUUAAUCCCAUGGUAAAAAAUCCAAAAAAAAUUUACAACAAAAAAUAUCUAAAAAACUUACAAAGUUCACACUUAAACAAAAAUCUGAGCUGAUAUUACUAAUAGAUAAUGACACGUGGUGUGAUGAAAGUGGUUGAAAAUGGAAAAGUAUCCUCUCCGGCUCCCUUUCACUUAAUUCACCAAGUUCAAAGAUCCGGGUUGUUGAAAUUUGAUCCAACGACUACAACCAGGAUCCACUAUAAAAACUAUAAUAGAUUGGAUCAAAUUUCAAGUGCCGGAUCCGAACUUGUGAAUUUGGUGGAAGGGAUCCGGAGUCCUUUCCGUUGAAAAUCUCAUCGCCUCUCCUUUCAGCUCUUCAAGGAAAACCCACUUCUUGGGCCGUUUUCAACCACAUAAAGCUUCACUCUUUUGUUAGUUUCUAUGUUUAAAAUUGUUGGGGUUUGCAGUUUUGGAUUGAAAUUUGUGUUUUGGGAUUUGUUGGGUGCUCGCAUGUGGAAAUUUGGAAAAUUUUAGUUGUGGAUUGUGGGGAACUGACGCAGUGGCGGUCCCAUUUCAUGUUAGAAAAGGUGGGUUCUCUAGACGCGCAGAGAGUGGUUCAUCAACACCAAGGAUGGCGGCUGAUCUCAUGUAUGUGGUUACAUGCUGGAGUUUUCCAUGUGCUUGCCAAUAUGCUGAGUCUUGUAUUCAUUGGAAUUUGGCCUGAGCAAGAAUUUGGAUUUGCUCUUUUUAUUCAAUAUGGUAUUUCUGUUGGUGCUGCUGGUGCACUUUUUGGUUUACUAGGAAGCAUGCUUUCAGAGCUCACAUCAAAUUGGACAAUGUAUGUAAAUAAGGUAUACUCUUGGCUUGGUAACUCUUUUUCGAGGGGUCAAUCUAAACAACCACUGUUCCUAGUGUCAUUACUUGAGCUGUGUCCCUACAUCAAAAUGGAAUUUCGAGCCAGAUAGGGAAUCAGCUGAACUUAACGUGCGUAAGCAAUGGUAGAAAUGGAACAUAUUCAUUGUCGGAUCCCAGCCCCUCG
This is a messenger RNA of Pyrus x bretschneideri (Chinese white pear), 1716 nucleotides long. RefSeq names its product RHOMBOID-like protein 2. Gene Ontology annotation, molecular function: serine-type endopeptidase activity. Gene Ontology annotation, biological process: proteolysis. The transcript is spliced from 6 exons. Gene Ontology annotation, cellular component: membrane. Lineage: Eukaryota; Viridiplantae; Streptophyta; Magnoliopsida; Rosales; Rosaceae. Bases 1253 to 1642 code for a protein of 129 amino acids. The record is from RefSeq and is a predicted model, not a curated record.